This is a messenger RNA of Colletotrichum abscissum, 243 nucleotides long. RefSeq lists its product as uncharacterized. NCBI's taxonomy places the organism in Eukaryota, Fungi, Ascomycota, Sordariomycetes, Glomerellales, Glomerellaceae. The coding region runs from base 1 to 243 and encodes 80 amino acids. The record is from RefSeq and is a predicted model, not a curated record. The transcript has a single exon.
AUGAGAAUUUGUCCCUUUUCCUUCUGUUGCAUGUCCGCAAAAUGCUGCUUAGUCGGUAUUCUUUCGAUAAACAGCGAGCGGCUGUACUGUCAUGCACUUCUCGACGUGAUGGCUAAAAGACUGCUUCACGAAACGAGCUUGCUGACGAUGAUGCUUCAGCCAUCCCCUAGCCCUAUACAGCCAGUAUGCUUUUUGACAUGGAGUUGCGCACCAGCUCGCCUUGGCUUAUCCCGGCUUAGCUGA